CAUCAUUGUCAAUAAGAUACAGAAGUUAACAUGAAGACUAUAAUUUAUUUGUUUUUGGUUCAUUAUUUUACAAUAAGAGCAUUAGCAGAGACGAACGAAAUUACAGAGAAAAAUGAAACAAAACUAUUUGAUGAGAACGCGGACAUUGAAAAGCCUCCGAAAUUAAACAUAAAAUAUUAUUAUGAAAGCCAUUGCCCUUACUGCAGGAAUUUCGAGACAGAUCAUUUUAAACAAAUUAUUGAAAAGCUACAUGACUAUUUGGAUAUUCAAACAUAUCCAUAUGGAAAUGUUAAUAGAUUACAUCUACCAAAUAAUACAUUUGAAUAUGCGUGUCAACAUGGGCCUGAGGAAUGUUAUGGUAAUAAAUUGCAUGCCUGUGCUUUAGAUGUAAUUAAAAACCAUACUGCUGCUCUACUGUUUAACAAUUGUUUGAUGGACAUAUCACAAGAAAACAAGGGUUCUGAUGAUAAAGCUGCUGACAAGUGUGCCUCUAACAUGGGAUACGAUUCAAAUGUAAUAAAAGAAUGUGCCCUUGGAGAAAAGGGCAGUGAACUUUUUAAUUACUACGGAGAGGAGACAAGUAAACAUAAAAUACGUGGUGUACCAAAAAUAUGGAUAAAUGGGUCAAAAUAUGAAAGAAGUCACGACGUUAUGGGAGAUAUUUGUAAAUAUUUUCUGAACCCUAUACCACCUUGUGAAAAUUAUGAUAGCACGAAAAAUGAUGAAGAAAACGAUAAAUAAAUCACUAUUUAUUUAAUUAAUUGAAUUAUUAU
Molecule: messenger RNA, 773 nt
Organism: Pieris brassicae (large cabbage white)
Lineage: Eukaryota; Metazoa; Arthropoda; Insecta; Lepidoptera; Pieridae
Product: GILT-like protein 1
Exons: 5
Coding region: 31-741 (236 amino acids)
Molecular function (GO): oxidoreductase activity, acting on a sulfur group of donors, disulfide as acceptor
Source: RefSeq, a predicted model, not a curated record